AUGUCCAUAGCAGGGCAGACCCGUCAGCUUCCUCCAACCCCUACGCAAGCCAAAAGUCCACCUCCCAAGCAAAACUUUGAGGGCCACGCGAGGACUAUUCGAGAUUUCGUCUUUUUGCACGAUAACAUCCACAUCGUGACUGGUUCAGAAGACGGCACAAUGCGCAAGUGGAACUACGACACAGGACUUCUUGUUGGGAAACCAUGGAGUGGGGAAGGCGGGAGCAUAUAUGCACUGGUAUUAUCACCAGAUGGCAAGACAAUUGCAUGUGGGAGGGCAGAUGGAAGCGUUCAACGAUGGAAUACGGAUGGACAGAUGAUGCUUGAAGGUGUUUGGACGGGUCAUAAUGAUUGGGUGCGGUCCCUCUCGUGGUCUCCUAACGGAAGUCAUAUUGCCAGCGGAUCCGAUGACGGAACAAUCCUCAUUCGAAAAGUGGAAAGCGGAAUAGUAGAGGUUGGCCCAAUCAAGACGAAGCAGUACCGGGUGUGUGCUCUUGCGUACUCACCUUCAGGAAAUAGAAUAGCAUCAGGCGGGUGGAACACAACAAUUUGUAUAUGGGACAGCAAGACCGGCGAGCUUGCUCUCGGGCUCAUCCAAGGCCUGGGUUACGAGGUGACCUCGGUGGUGUGGUCGUCGGACAGCACGAAGCUCUACUCCGCAUCCGACAAAUCAGCACGCGUUUUCGACAGCACCUCAGGCGCACUACUUCACUGUUUCCAGCAUGUCGAUGUUUUGUAUUCCAUUGCACUUUCACCCACACACAAUGUCCUGGCGUGCGUGGGCGAUCAAGGUGUUGUACAACUAUGGGAUACAGAAUCCUACAAGUUAGUUGGACAGCCAUUUGGCCAGAAUCACAAAAUACUCCGCUGUGCAUCAUUUUCUCGAGACGGGAGAUACCUAGCGUGUGGCGGACACGACAGGACACUUGCUAUGUGGACUGUUGACGACAUAGCUCCUCAGCUUAUACCAACUGCAAAGUUAUCUUGGGGUGAUCAUGUAAGUGACGAAGGACACGUCGAUCUCUGGGACUCACUUCUCUGGUAUUAUUCACAGAAAUCUCUACCGUUGGAAUCAUCUGGCACCCAUGUACCUCACGUGUCUUUCAUUCGUCGCCUGUGGAACGUCAUCUCACGACACCGUCCGCCUGCAAACGAAUCUGUUUCACAAGAACCCCCCAACCGCGGUUUCUUUGCUCGUUGUUCUCGCUCAAAUUCAUCCGUAACCAUCGUAUCCAGCCAACCAACAGCAUGGAAGGUCUGGCCAGGAGAAGACUUGGGAAAAGACGAACAAGAGGAAGAUAUGGGCGCAAGCAAACUACAAGAAUAUGGAAGCAAACAACGGAAUGGAUCUCUUGUCGACAUUCCGAGCCCACCUCCCUAUAAUUUCGCUCCCCAGGCUGAGCUCCACAGCGAAGAACAUAGAAACUUCUGGAGGCGGGUAAUGCAGGCCCCACCUCCCUAUGAUCUUACUCCCCCUGCUGAGCUCCGCAGCAAAGUGAAUAGAAGCUUCUGGAGACGGCUGAUGCACAUUUGA
This is a messenger RNA of Suillus bovinus, 1533 nucleotides long. Its product is annotated as WD40-repeat-containing domain protein. The transcript is spliced from 3 exons. Gene Ontology annotation, molecular function: protein binding. NCBI's taxonomy places the organism in Eukaryota, Fungi, Basidiomycota, Agaricomycetes, Boletales, Suillaceae. Bases 1 to 1533 code for a protein of 510 amino acids. The record is from RefSeq and is a predicted model, not a curated record.